AUGGACCUUUCACCUUGACACUUUACACUAUAUAUACGCAUAUUUUCACGCAAUAUUCGCCGCAUCGCUUUUUCGCGACGUUAAGACGUUAAAAUAUAUAUAAAAAAUUUGAUCAUUUAAAAAGAAUAAUAAUCAUGUUUUUCAUUAAAGUGGUAUUUAUUGCAUUAUAUUGUCUGCAUCAAGCGGACAGUUUUAAGGUAAAAUUUAAUACGGUUUCGACGAUUUAUUUACCGUAUACAUAUACACCGACGCCACAAUUCGCACUGGACAAGGACGCCGCGGAACAAAUGGCAUAUGAUACAACAGAAAAAAUUAUCUACUCAAUAGGAAAUACCAACAUUCAUGUCAUUGACAUAAGUAAUGUACACCAUCCAACAAUAUUGUUACAUCAGUCAUACGACCAUGUUGACGCUACAGAUGUUGAAGUUUGUGGUGACCACGUGUUUAUUGCUUUUGAUAAUAGAACGGUCCGUGAAGAAGGUUUUAUUGAUGUUUAUAAAGUGUACAAUAAGACGUCCGGAUCCCUUGAUCUGGUCCACCGCAUCAUCGUUGGUGAUAUCCCUGAUAUGAUCCACCCGACCAAAGACUGCAGAAAAGUUAUUGUUGCCGUAGAAGCGGAACCAUACAUUGACACUGCCAACAGUAAACUUGUAGAUAACCCCGGUGGUGUAGGUGUCAUCACUUUUACUGAUAGUAACCUUGGUGGAUAUACUUACAAAGUUGUCGAUUUUGGAACAUUCAAUUCCAGAUUCGCCGAUUUAGAACAGACAGGUGUACGAUGGGUAUACAGGGAGAACGGCAACACAUUUGCGAACGAUAUUGAACCUGAAUACAUUACCUUCAAUUCUGAUGAAACUAAAGCUUACAUCUGUCUGCAGGAAAACAAUGCAAUUGCGGUUUUUGAUAUGCAAACUGAACAAAUAGAAGAUAUUCGUGGUCUUGGUUACAAGAACUGGAAUGACUUUACGCUAGAUGUCAGCGACAAAGACGGAGGUAUUCACAUGAGAGAAUGGCCUGUAUAUGGCAUUUAUCAGCCUGAUGCAAUAAAAUUUUAUUCACAUCACGGUGUGGAAUAUCUUAUUAUGAGCAAUGAAGGUGAUUCCAAGGAUUACGCUCCUUACUUUGAAGAGUCAGUUCGAGUUAAAGAUAUCGAUUUAUCGUCAGUGUUUGAGAGCAAUGCAACUGUAAGACUUCAAAUGCAAGAAUCGUCUCAAUUAGGGCGUUUGCACGUAUCAUCUGUUAACGGGAAGAAUUCGACGACAGGCAAAUAUGACCAGUUAUUUACAUUUGGAGGUAGAAGUUUCUCAAUCAGACGUGCAGAUACUAUGGAGCUCGUGUAUGACAGCGGUAUUGAAAUAGCUCACAAAACGGCCUUACUACAGCCUAAUCUAUUCAACAAUGAUUACAGUGAAGGAAAAACUGUAACAAGAUCUGCAGACAGCAGGUCAGAUAACAAAGGUCCGGAGACUGAAAGUAUAACAGUGGGUCAUUUUGGAGACACUACGUUGCUGCUGAUUGGAAAUGAAAGGCCUGGAACAAUUGCAGUAUACACAAUAGACGAACGUCUGUCUGAAAUAGCUCCAACAUUUGUUACGUUUCUUACCGGAAUCAACAAGUUUGAUGACACCUGGGAAAAUAUGUAUGACAGGAGGGAAAUAAGCAUGCUUGAUCCUGAAGAUAUCAAAUUUGUCCAGAGUGUUGACAGUCCAAGUGGGAAGCCUCUUUUGUUGGUCAGUGGAAGUACUAGUGGUACGGUGUCUAUUAUAGAAGUUAAUGUUGAUGUAUCCCAACACCAAGCUAAUGAUCCUGCCUUUGACGUAUUCCAAUAGUGUAAACUACAGAAGUUUCUUCGACUUUCAUAUUAUUGGGGACAAGAUACAACCAGAUGAUUCUUUGAUGCUGACAAAUUGUUUCCUGACGAAAAUGGUCGCCAUUAAAAAAAUGUUGUUACUGUUUUGAAACGAAUCCUUACAAACAGCGAUGAAACAGUUUUGACUUAUUAUCUAAAUGUUAAAAUGUAUAUAAAUUGACUGCAAUAUAAUUAUUAAGAAGGAAGAGUUAAAAAUGACAAUCAAUAAUCUCAAAACGGAGUCAUGAAAAUAUAAAUUAUGAAAUAUGUUAUGUUAGUAACUUACAUGAACCUUAUGUCAUAUAAUAUUGCAAAUGUGUCAUAUAUUAUGAUGGUAGAUUACAUGUGUUCUAUUUUAUGAUGAAAAAUAACAUGUUUUCUUUGUUGUGAUACUAAAACGCAUGUGUUAUAUGUUACGAUAAUAAAACUAUCUCUUAUUAUAUAGGCGCUAGUAGUAUUUUUUCUGUUUUGCUUUGCUAAAAUUGUUUAUUAUAGAUUUGUAAUAUAAAUUCUUUCUGUUGAGAUAUAAUAUCUCAAUUUGUUUUUGUUGCUUACAUGUGUA
Messenger RNA from Ruditapes philippinarum (Manila clam), 2411 nucleotides. RefSeq lists its product as uncharacterized. The record is from RefSeq and is a predicted model, not a curated record. The transcript has 11 exons. The coding region runs from base 135 to 1829 and encodes 564 amino acids. Gene Ontology annotation, molecular function: protein binding. NCBI's taxonomy places the organism in Eukaryota, Metazoa, Mollusca, Bivalvia, Venerida, Veneridae.